CGUGUCCCCCAGGUGCCUGCCGAGCUGCCCGCCGAGGACGGGCCGGACCUGCUGCUGCUGCUGCUGCUGGAGCCCCGCGAGUUCCUGCGGGGCGCUGCCCAGCUGACACAGGCCUCAGGCCUCCCUUCCUCUGUACCCUGGAUUUCUCCUGAGAGCCCCAGCCGCCCCCACCUGGCUGUCAUCGGCCUGGACGCCUACCUGUGGUCUCAGCAUCCAAGCACCCAGCCGGAGGAUCCACCGGAGGAGGCCCAGCAGGAAGCAGCCACCAGCUGGCCCAAGGUGGAAGAGGCCCUCGUGCUCCUCCAACUCCUGGCCGACAUGGACGUGCUGCUGGUGGACUCGUGGCAGGAGCUGAGUCAGCACGUGUGCGCGUUCACGAAGGCCCUGGCCCAGCGCCCCUGCAAGCAGCACCGGGACACCCACGCCUUUGCCUUCUGCACAGCAGGGCGCUGGGCCUCUGGCCAACGAGUGGCCAGAGAUGGCUCGGGACUCCGGGGAGUGUGGUGGAGGCAAAUCAAGCAGUUUAAUCGCGUCAGCCCGGCUGUGGCCCAGGCCGUAGUUGCUGCCUUCCCCUCCCCCCGCCUUCUGCAGGAGGCCCUCUCUGCCUGCAGCACGGAGCAAGAGCGCCGAGGCCUCUUGGCCGACCUCCCUGUGAAUGUCCAGGGCAGGCGACCCCGCAGGGUGGGCCCGGACCUCUCCCGCCGCAUCUGCCUCUUCCUCAGCACCACCAACCCCGACCUCCUGUUGGACCUGGGAUCCUGACCUUGCCUGCAGGUCCCUGCAGCAUGCAGAACACGGCACACGUACACGCAUGCACCACACAACACACAUGUUCUUACACACCCCAGCCUCUGGGAUGGACCAGCGAGACUGAGCAGAGAGCAGACCCUGUCAGGCAGGUGGGCAUGAGGCCCCGCACGCUUCCGUAGGCUGCCGUGAACUGUCCCUGGUGGUCAGAUGGGAGCUGCAGAGGUGGUGAGGGAUGGCGGGAGCCCCGGGGUGCACAGAAGCAUGUGCUCCCCUCAUGGGGGGGUAGACAGUCAGAGGUCCUGCCGCUGGCCGUGGAAGCCUGAUGAAGGGCUGCGUGCCCGGAUGGGCAGUCAGACUCAGGGCAGUACCCAAAUGCACAACCCCUCCGAGGCGUGGGGCGGGGCGGCCUGGGAAGCAGUAGGAACCUUGAGGGAGAAGCCUGCCCCUCCCAGGCUGAACCCCAGAGGAAAGCACGGGUGCUGGGAGGUCCGGCUUCGCAGGGCUCUUUAAUCUUACAGUGUCAGAGGUGGCAGCCCGAGGCUGACCGCAGUUGUUGGGAGCCUCCGCUGAGGGCAGCGGCGGCAACAUGCAAGGCAAGUCAGAGAAACCGAGGCCCAAGGGGCAGGAGGCCUGUGAGGCAGUAAGAGCUGUGCCCACGGCCCUCCCGGGCCGCCCACCCCCCUGCUCACAGGCGGGGUCCCGCAGCAGCCCAGGCAAAGGACAGGUGCGGCUCCCCACCACAUGGCAGGAGGCCGCCGGGGACCCUGGCAUUGUGCCUCUGGAGGUCCUGGAGAAAGAACUGUCCUGCUUCAGCCCAAGAGGGGACAAGCCCAGGGAGCCCUCAGCCCCGCUCUCCCACCUCCUGCUGCCCUGGGAGCCUGGAGGAAAGGAGGGCAGUCCACGCCCGAGGGCAGCGUGCGCCGGGCCGGGUCUGCCAGUCAGGUCCGUCGGCAGCGCUUCCUCUGACAGGGCCUGGUGUCCGGACAGGGGCUGGGCGCGUCGGCGGGGGG
Molecule: messenger RNA, 1760 nt
Organism: Dipodomys ordii (Ord's kangaroo rat)
Lineage: Eukaryota; Metazoa; Chordata; Mammalia; Rodentia; Heteromyidae
Gene: Eme2
Product: essential meiotic structure-specific endonuclease subunit 2
Exons: 6
Biological process (GO): resolution of meiotic recombination intermediates; double-strand break repair; mitotic intra-S DNA damage checkpoint signaling
Cellular component (GO): nucleus; Holliday junction resolvase complex
Molecular function (GO): nuclease activity; DNA binding
Source: RefSeq, a predicted model, not a curated record